GGAACGUCAGCCACCCAAGAGAACUCUCAGCCAUUCUCAAAGCACCAGUGUUAUUCGAGACGUGUCGUUCUCGCAUAAUAUGGAAUACUUGGUCAGUGUCGAUGCGUCCAACCGCGUUUACAUCUGGAAAGCUACAACCCCCAUAUGAUGACGACUGUAGCUGUAAAUUUUUCCUGCCGUCUGUUUCGUUUUAAUGAAUGUUCCAUCUCGACCGAGGUCGCAUUUCUCAAAAAUGGCCGACUCUUUUUUGUUUUUUGUCUUGCUGAAAACAAGAAGUUUAUGUACAAGUUCGCGCUAUGCGCAACAAAUAAAAAAAAAAAAAGAAAAGAAGCUGAUUGAGCGGUUAUCGAGAUAAAAAAAAUAGGUUAUGCGACAUGAAAUUCACAACAGAGGGAAAUCAUAAUGUUUGUAGACAGUAAAGCUAUGGUA
Messenger RNA from Umbelopsis ramanniana AG, 429 nucleotides. RefSeq lists its product as uncharacterized. Bases 145 to 339 code for a protein of 64 amino acids. The record is from RefSeq and is a predicted model, not a curated record. Lineage: Eukaryota; Fungi; Mucoromycota; Umbelopsidomycetes; Umbelopsidales; Umbelopsidaceae. The transcript has 2 exons.